GUCAGUUUCAGUCAACGUGCUCAUUUGAACAAGAACCGCUACGAGGGACGGUCGAGGAGCGGCCCUGCAUUAAUAAAUCAACGAAAAGUCGAUAUUACUACUUGUUGACGACCCCCACCCUCUUGGCUGUGUGUUAUCACAAGAAGUUGGUAAGAGCCAAUGUAUGUGCACAGGAUGGAGUGGCAGCCAGACGAGCAGGGACUCCAGCAGGUCCUCCAGCUGCUUAAGGACUCGCAAUCACCCGACACAGCAACGCAAAGAGCCGUCCAAGAAAAACUUGAACAACUGAACCAAUUCCCUGAUUUUAACAACUAUCUAAUCUUUGUCCUUACAAGACUCAAAAGUGAAGACGAGCCGACUCGCUCUCUCAGCGGUCUGAUUCUGAAGAAUAAUGUUAAGGCCCAUUACCAGAACUUCCCGCCAACUGUUGCCGACUUCAUCAAGCGGGAAUGCGUCAACAACAUUGGCGACCCCUCGCCCCUCAUCCGCGCCACCAUCGGCAUCUUGAUUACAACAAUUUCCUCCAAGGGAGAGCUGCAGUCGUGGCCUGAGCUCCUGCCCCAGCUCUGCAAUCUGCUCAACUCUGAGGACUACAAUACAUGCGAGGGCUCGUUCGGAGCACUGCAGAAGAUCUGCGAGGACUCGUCGGAGCUGCUGGACAGCGACGCUUUGAACCGACCGCUCAACGUCAUGAUACCCAAAUUCCUUCAGUUCUUCAAGCACUCCAACUCCAAAAUUCGGUCCCACGCCAUAGCUUGUGUCAAUCAGUUCAUCAUUGGCAGAGCACAGGCCCUCAUGAACAACAUUGACACCUUCAUCGAGAGCCUCUUUGCGCUGGCGGCAGACGAGGACUCGGAAGUCAGAAAGAACGUUUGCCGAGCUCUGGUCAUGCUUCUGGAGGUCCGCAUCGAUCGGCUCAUCCCCCAAAUGCACAGCAUCAUCCAGUACAUGCUGCAGCGCACACAAGACCCGGAUGAGAACGUCGCUCUGGAAGCCUGCGAGUUUUGGUUGACUCUUGCGGAGCAGCCCAUCUGCAAGGAGAUGCUGUCAGGACACCUGGUGCAACUAACGCCGAUCUUGGUGAACGGGAUGAAGUACUCCGAGAUCGAUAUCAUACUGUUGAAGGGAGACGUGGAGGAAGACGAGGCCGUACCAGACAGCGAUCAGGACAUCAAGCCGCGUUUCCACAGGUCGCGGACGGUCACCUUGCAGCACGAAGGUUUAGAGGGAGGCGACAGCGAGGACAUUGACGACGACGACGACGAUGAUGACGACGACACGCUGUCUGACUGGAAUCUGCGAAAGUGUUCGGCGGCAGCGUUGGACGUGCUGGCCAACGUGUUUCGAGAUGAGCUACUGCCCCACCUGCUGCCGCUCCUGAAGGGUUUGCUCUUCCAUCCCGACUGGGUCGUCAAGGAAUCCGGCAUCCUCGUAUUGGGCGCCAUCGCCGAAGGCUGCAUGCAAGGCAUGGUACCUUACCUGCCCGAGCUCAUCCCGCACCUUAUCCUGUGUCUGAGUGACAAGAAGGCCCUGGUGCGCUCCAUCGCCUGCUGGACCCUCAGUCGUUACGCGCAUUGGGUGGUCUCCCAGCCCCCCGACUCCUACCUCAAGCCCCUCAUGACGGAGCUUCUCAAGUGCAUCCUGGACUCCAACAAGAGGGUCCAAGAAGCCGCCUGCAGCGCCUUUGCCACCUUAGAAGAGGAGGCAUGCACAGAGCUUGUCCCAUAUUUAAGCUUCAUCUUGGACACGCUGGUCUUUGCAUUUGGAAAGUACCAGCACAAGAAUCUCCUCAUCCUCUACGAUGCCAUUGGAACACUUGCCGACUCGGUGGGCCACCACCUUAAUCAGCCCGAGUAUAUUCAAAAGCUCAUGCCCCCUCUCAUCGCAAAGUGGAAUGAGCUCAAGGAUGAGGACAAGGAUCUUUUCCCUCUUUUGGAGUGUUUGUCUUCAGUCGCCACGGCGCUCCAGAGUGGCUUCCUGCCCUACUGCGAACCUGUUUACCAGCGUUGCGUCACACUUGUCCAGAAGACUUUAGCUCAGGCUAUGAUGUACAACCAGCACCCUGACCAGUACGAGGCCCCUGAUAAGGAUUUCAUGAUCGUGGCCCUGGAUCUGCUCAGUGGCCUGGCUGAAGGUCUGGGAAGUCAUGUGGAGCAACUGGUAGCCCGGUCGAAUAUCAUGACCCUGCUUUUCCAGUGCAUGCAGGAUACGAUGCCAGAAGUGAGGCAAAGCUCCUUUGCUCUCUUGGGAGAUUUGACAAAGGUCUGCUUCCUGCAUGUGAAACCUUGCAUCGCUGAGUUUAUGCCCAUCCUCGGCCUCAAUCUGAACCCAGAGUUUAUUUCGGUGUGUAACAACGCCACCUGGGCCAUUGGGGAAAUUGCCAUGCAAAUGGGUGCAGAAAUGCAGCUUUACGUUGGAGUGGUUUUGCCCCACCUGGUGGAGAUCAUCAAUCGACCCAACACGCCAAAGACCCUGCUGGAAAACACGGCCAUUACAAUAGGCAGACUGGGUUAUGUCUGUCCUCAGGAAGUGGCGCCACAGCUUCAACAUUUCAUUAGGCCAUGGUGCACAUCGCUGAGGAAUAUCAGGGAUAACGAAGAGAAAGAUUCAGCCUUCCGUGGGAUCUGCGUGAUGAUUGGAGUCAACCCGGCCGGUGUUGUGCAGGACUUCAUUUUCUUUUGUGAUGCUGUGGCCUCCUGGGUCAACCCAAAGGAUGACCUGAGGGACAUGUUUUGUAAGAUCCUGCACGGCUUCAAAGACCAGGUGGGUCAAGAUAACUGGCAGCAGUUUUCGGAGCAGUUCCCUCCACUGUUGAAGGAGCGUCUGUCGGCAUGCUACGGCGUCUAACAAGUCCACGCUGGAUGCUGACCAGUUCGGUGAACAUGGGGAGGGGUUACCAGGGGACUCAUUGCACUGCCCAGCGUAGCAGGGAGGGACGAUGUGGAGGGACGUGACGGGCCUUCACGUGGCAGAGGGUCCCCUCCCCACCUUUCCCUGUGCCCUGUGUCUCUGUAAGGGAG
Molecule: messenger RNA, 3020 nt
Organism: Syngnathus typhle (broad-nosed pipefish)
Lineage: Eukaryota; Metazoa; Chordata; Actinopteri; Syngnathiformes; Syngnathidae
Product: transportin-2-like
Exons: 25
Coding region: 160-2847 (895 amino acids)
Biological process (GO): protein import into nucleus
Cellular component (GO): nucleus; cytoplasm
Molecular function (GO): nuclear import signal receptor activity; small GTPase binding
Source: RefSeq, a predicted model, not a curated record